Leucoraja erinaceus (little skate) is the source of this 4380-nucleotide messenger RNA. Its product is annotated as soluble lamin-associated protein of 75 kDa-like. The transcript has 14 exons. Lineage: Eukaryota; Metazoa; Chordata; Chondrichthyes; Rajiformes; Rajidae. The record is from RefSeq and is a predicted model, not a curated record. The coding region runs from base 159 to 2684 and encodes 841 amino acids.
GCAUUGCGUGAGUCGGUCCGCCCGCUUUCUGUGCUGUAGCUUCAGUGAAGCGCAGGGACUGGGCGCUGGAGCCUCAGCUACAUCUCAUUGCAUCUCAUUUCAUCGCCGGCUGGCGAGUCCCAGGCACCGUGGCCGCUGCAUGCAUCUGACCUGUCGGGAUGGCAUUCCCAGUGGAUCUGCUCGCCGAGCUGGACUAUGAAGAUAUUGAGCAUUCAGCAGAGGAAUACAUGUCCAGCCUGCUCUUUGGUGACCCUGACAAGCUGGAGUAUUUCACACUACCCAACAGAAGGAAGAUUCCAGUGAGUCUGUCAUCCAUUGCUUUUGUUCCACUCUAUGGUGGUGAGACGAUGUAUAAGAUUCUGGCCUUGUUUGCUCCGGAAAGUCAAUUCACAGCUGUGGCUUUGUACCUCGCGGACAGGUGGUGGGCAAUAGAUGAUGUCAUAAAAACUGCAGAGUCAUCCCGCCAGGGCCUCCAGCAGGUGACUUCGCUUGGGGAGCGAAUUGUUCUCUACAUUUUGAAUCGCAUCAUUUACAGAGCCCAGGAAAUGAAUGCUGAUGAGCUCCCUUUUCUAUGCCAUGGCGCCGCUGAGUUUGCAAAAAUCCUCUGGAAGUCGGGGAAAGCAAUUGGAUUCUACUCCAUCAAACCCACAGGAAGCAAGUGUCAAGCCUUCCUGACUCGGUGCUACCGGCUGCCUGUCCUGGACACCAUCUUUGUGAGGAAGAAGCACCGUGGGAAGGGAUAUGGUCUGCAGAUGCUGGAAGAUUUUGUUGACUGUUUCACAGAGGAAGCAUUGGGUUUGAGAUAUCCACUCUCGCCAUCUAUGUAUGCAGUCUGCCAGAAGUAUCUGAACAAUUAUCCUGAUGAUCGCAACCUUCUUUGGGAAGUUGAAGGCGUCGGACACCCCUUCCAGCGAAAUCUAAUUGCUGACAGGCUUCUGGCACAGAUAUCACCUGUAGAAGGUACGGAUAUCUCCCAGGAGGAUGAACAGGGAAGUGUGGGAGGAGAGUCUUCAUCUCUGGUCCUGACGGAGACUGAAAGUGGAAGCCAGCUGCCUGGCCACGUGAAGAAGCAGCUGAACCUGACAGAAUUGCCUGCCGAGUCGAACGCUAACCAAGAAUUGCCGAGUGUCUCUACGAUCCUUUCAGAAGAGCUAACGAGACCGCCUGUGGCUAAACGGGGAAGACAUUUCCAAUCUAAGCAUUCCAAAGAAGAGAAGAGGAACAUUGAAUUGGAGCAAAGGUGUUUGACCAGCGAAGAGGAGGUGGUUGUGCCUAAAGAUGAGCUAAACAGUUCUGAACCCACGACAGACAGAACUGAGGAGGCUCUGGAAAUAACUGAAAACCAGGAAAAGUGCACCAUUAUGGAGGAACCUACAGAACUAAUAGCAGAUGAUGUUGUAGUAUGUGAAAUUGAAAUUUUGCAACCAGAUGGUGAUGAGGAUAAGGAAUCUUCAUCUGAGUCGGCUACUGAACCAGUGGACAAUGAAAUGGCAGACUCUGUUACUGAAGAAUCGUCAAAGACAGAGGAAGUAAUUCUUUCGAAGUCACAAAAUUUCGAGGAGAUUCCUUGUGAGUCACCAGCGAGUGAAGAGGGUAUUCCUCCAAAGUCGUUGGAUUCCGAGGAGGUAUUGCCUCCACAGGCGUCAGAGACUGAACAGGCCAGUCCUAAUUCUGAGGAAGUUAUUCCACAAGAACCCUCAGAAACUCCGGAAGAUAUUGCUCCUGAGCCGUCAAAGACUGAAGAUGUGGCCGCGCUGGAAUCUGUAAAGCCAGGAGUCAAAACUGCUCAAGAUACGACGAUAAUGGGUGAAGAAGAAAUCACUGAGGAUGCAACCAAAAUGGAGGAGGAGGAUUCAAUCAAAAUGGAGGAUUCGACCAAAUUGGAGGAGGAUUCAAUCAAAAUGGAGGAUGCAACCAAAAUGGAGGAGGCGGAUUCAAUCAAAAUGGAGGAUGUAACCAAAAUGGAGGAGGAGGAUUCAAUCAAAAUGGAAGAUUCAACCAAAAUGGAGGACAAAGCCGCAAUGAAUGAUCCUGCUAACGGUGCAUCAGGUGAUUCUACAGAGGAGCCCGAUAACCCGGAAUGUACAGAGGAAACAAAAGAAUGCGAUGAAGACGACAAGCUGGAAAAGGAUGGAGACGUCGCUGAGCAGAAUGACAGCAAAGAAGAUGAACCAGUGCAGGAUCCAGCAGCCGACUGCACCCCUUCCAACCACAAUGUAACUGAUCCAAAUAAAGAUGCACUAUCCGAACAUACAGAACAGCCUGAUGUCCAAGCUGACGAGAAGACACCCGAUAGCGGUCAUGAGUCUGUUAAUGAGGAAGUAUCUCAACAUAGUGGUGCGGAGAGCGAUGCCACGUCCAGCGCGACAAAGACUGACUCGGCACAGCAGGAUGGUGAACCAGCGGAGUCCAAUGCCCCGAUGGACCUCAGUCUUGGUCCCUUGCUGAUGAUUGAACUUCAGGAUGUUUCGCAGAAGCAGGCUACGGCUGUCCAUCCAGAAGCAGAUGAAGCCAAAGAAAUCGAUCUGAAAGAUCAGUCCUCGUCGGCUGUGGCUGAGAAGGGUGUCGACAGUAGUUCGGAGGAGAUGGAAACGGAAGUGCCGGUUAUGGAUAGGAGAAAUUUGAGGAGGAAAGUCAAGGGAAACAAAGGACCUCCCAAGAAACGAAGCAAGGUAGCGGCAUGAACACGUUACACCAUGUCCGCCGUACUCGUGCAUCCACCCGAACACGAUGAAAGGAAUUCAUUUAUCAUCAUUGUCAAUCUUUAAUACAUUUUCUUUAACUAAGGUGAGAAGUAGCUGCCGGGGAAAAAAAAGCCAUAACAUUUCUACUAAUGAUGAAACAACAUUUAUGUAGCACCUUUUAAAUGUUGUAAAACAGUGCAAGGUGCUUUGCAGAACCAUUAACAAAACUGAGCACAUAAGGAGAUUAACAUAGAUAAGGACAGUAGGUUUAAGGAGCAACUGAAAGGAGGUCAUUUGAAUGCUUCGGGUAAUAGGGUGCAAUGGCAAAAUCACUAAUGCUGAACUAAAUUUAAAAUUUGAGCAACUCAAAGGGGAAAAUUAGCUAAAAAAUACUGGCAGAGUUUUCCUUCCAGGUAAGGCAGAAAAGUGAACGCGAUUUAUCAUCCAGCUCAAAACUAGCCAUGUUGAUUUGGAACAAAAUCAAAUGGCAAGGUUUCAUUUUUGCUCAUACACCCGGGCUAAAUAAAAUGUAUGCAGUAACUUUUUAAAUUUGCUAACACGGAUUCCUGUCAAACUAAAUUUUGGACUUUUUAUAUUUUAAAAUGUGAUAUUCACAUGUAGUAAAUUAGUUACGAAUGACAUUUGCAAUUAAACCUCUACAGGUUUCUGCCUGGUGUUUAAAUAAAGAACAUGAAAUGUAGAUAAGUCAUAGUUGAGCUGCAGAUUACAUCCAAAGCAAAAACUCCAUUUAUUAAAAAAAAAUCAACACUAUUGGAUACAAUGCGUCAUUCAUUUCUCACAUCAAAUCCAAUUUAAAUCUCAAUUCAAAAUCCAAUUUUAUUUUGGCAAAUUUAAUUUGUUACUUGCAGUUUUCUUACUAGGCACCCUGCAUACAAGAAGCCCUUCCGUUCUGUGUAUCUCAAUGCUCAUUUUACAAUUUUAGGGUAAGGCGGUGUGGGUGGAGGGAGCAUUAUAGUUAUGGGGAAAAACAGUAUUAUGCUAGUGUUAGAAGAAUUAGGCUGCAGCUUUUUUGUUCCCUAUUAUAACUGUUCCUGCCUUCAAGAGCACUGAGCAGCACUACUCGCCAACACAAUCCUUUAUUUCAAUGUGAAAUUACCCCCAAAAUGCAAGCAACAUCGUGCUGUAAUAAUAGAUUAUUAAUAAUGAUCCUGUAAUAAUUUGAUCCAUAAAGAUAAUUUUGAAUCUAAGGCAGUUUACAUUGGGAAGGCACCAUUUCAGCACAAUAUACCCCAAAUUUAGAAUUCCAAAACAAAAUCAAAAUGAACUCUAGUUUAUUCCCUGAAAAGAACACUUACCCGUUUGUCACUAGAUGUGAACAGGCAAAUCAAUUUGAUCAAAAAACUAAUUCAAAAGGUUAUAUGCUUCUACAAGGGAUGUUCUGUGCACCUGUAUCUCUUGAUACUGUACGAUAAAUUAUAAUACACAAGAGAUUAGGUAAUGAAGAUCUAUACGGAAGAGUACUUGUAAUCAAACUUUUAUCCCGGUGUCCAGCGAACCUUUUAACCAAGCAAACUCCCAUUGUUUACCUAUGCAGCUUGAUUAUUUAAGCCAAUACUUUGCAAUAGUACUAGUUUGCUGCCUAGAUGUUGAAUUAAUAAAACUGAAUCUUGAUUUGAGCUUGUGUAAUUUAUGGCAAAAGCAGAAUAUUCAAAUUAAUAAAGUUUUGUAUGAAGUA